Messenger RNA from Naegleria gruberi, 1572 nucleotides. RefSeq lists its product as uncharacterized. NCBI's taxonomy places the organism in Eukaryota, Heterolobosea, Eutetramitea, Acrasida, Naegleriidae. The record is from RefSeq and is a predicted model, not a curated record. Bases 1 to 1572 code for a protein of 523 amino acids. The transcript has a single exon.
AUGGUCCUUGAAAUUCUCAAAUUGAAUCCAAGUGCACUUCGAUUUGUGUCGGCUGAAUUUCAGAAUGAUUAUGAGAUUGUAAUGACUGCUGUGAAAGUGAAUGGAUUUUCAUUGAAAUAUGCUUCAGAUAUAUUGAAGGGAAAUAGACAAGUUGUAACUCAAGCUGUGAUGACUGAUGGAUUUGCACUUGAUUUUGCAUCUAGUGAAUUGAUGAAUGAUAUAGAUUUACAGAAAAUGGCUAUUCGAAACAAUCCUAAUAUGUUUUCAUGUCUUGUGAACAAGCUAACCAUUUUUGAAAUUGAAAAUGAAGUUCUUGAACUUGCUCUUCAUUUACAUGGAAAAUCCCUAGCUCUAAUUCCAAACACUUUUCACAAUUACAGAGAUCUUGUUUUACUAGCUGUCAAGAAUGAUGGUAAAGCUCUUUCACAUGCCACAGAAACUUUGAAAGCAGAUAGAGAAAUUGUAUGGGAAGCUGUAUCUCAGAAUGGCUUUGCAUUAUUCUAUGCCUCUCCUGAACUCAAGAAGGAUAGAGAAAUUAUUCUAAAAGCUCUAGAAACUUCGAGCACUUGCUACCUCUCCUUGCCGAUUGAUUUUCAAGAAGAUUUGGAAAUUAUUCAGCAAACUCUUCGGUAUUUCCCCAAUGCUCUUCAAUUUAUUCGUUCCACAAAUUUGGAUAUCCAAUUCCUCACUUCUGUGGUAGAGAAAAAUCCUCUCCUACUUAAGUAUGCGUCUAGAGUGCGUAAGGAUAAGAAUUUAGUAUUGAAAUCAGUUGAAUUGGAUGGCAAUAAUCUUCAGUAUGCUGAUUCGGAAUUGAGACAAGAUCCUGAAUUGAUCUUGAAAGCAGCUCAGCAAAAUAUUAAAUCACUCGUAUUUGCCAAAAAUAUGGGAAAGGAGCUCUUAAUAGAGUUAUCUGAAAUGAAUGGAUUUUUACUUGAUUAUGUAUGGAAUCAACUUGGAGAAUUAAAGACAGACAGAGAUUUUAUAAUAGCCUGUCUCAAAAGAAAUGGAAGGAACUUUAUAGUUCUCGAUCAAUCAAUGAGGGAUGAUAGAGAAAUACUCAAUAUUGCAUUAGAAACUUUUGGAACAGCCCUAUACUAUUCUGAUAAGAGGUUUAGAUAUGAGUAUGAGAUGGUAAAGAAGGCGGUUCGAGAUAGUCCCGAUAUUCAUACCUCCAUUCCACGAGUUGUUAUUGACAGAGAAAUUGUCAAAACGAUUCUUUCUGUAAAGGGGAUUUUGUUUCAUGAAUUUUACAGGUUUAAUAAUGAUAUUGAGCUUGUCAUGACAGCCGUCAAACAAAAUGGGAAGAGUUUUAAAUAUGCCAGUGAAAAUAUAGUAAGGGAUCCAGAGGUGCAGACGCUAGUUGUAAAAGAAAGUGGGUUUUGCUUUCAACCAAAUGCAGAACUAUUUCAAUCACGAAUGGAACAUUGUUACUUUGGUGCUUAUCAAUAUGAACAUUUACCAUUCUAUCCAUUCAAUAAUUAUCCAAUGGAAUAUUUCUACAGUUACAACACAUACAAUUCAGAAGUUAGAUUACCAGAUUACAGUGAACUUUUAAAACCUUUACAAAAAUAA